AGCGAAAGCGCGCUAACACAGCAGCAGGAGGAGCAGGCGGCGACAGCAAGCUCGAUAGGGGGCGAGUGAAAAUGGGGCUGACAAGAGAAGAAGCUCUCAAAAUCAUGGGCCUGGAGGAAGGCUGUUCUACUAAAGAGGUCAGGGACAGAUUCAAGAAAUUAGCUCUAAAGUGGCAUCCAGAUAAGAACAUUGAUAACCCUGAUGACGCUCAGAAGAAAUUCCAAGCGAUAUCUGCAGCAUACACUAAACUGGUAUCUUCGGACAGUGAGGAGGAGGAUGAUGAUAUUCCCAACGAUUCCCUCAGAGAGAUGUUUGCCAGGAUAUGGCAGUCACACAACAGAGGAGCCUUCUCCAGCGACCCUCACCUGUUCUGUGACUGCGAUGCCUGUCAGGCAGACUGGGAGGAUCUCUCUCUUGAUGACUUCAUCGGCUCCGACUCUGACCCAGACGACGAUUUCUACUAUGACGACAGUCUGUAUGCCGAUGACCUGCUGAGGCAGUUUGGAGAAAAGCUGUACCGAAAGUACAACGAACCCUCGGGCAGAGCCGAAAAGAAGGCCAAGCAGAUGUGGACUGGUAUGUAUACACUAUGCAUCCAUUGGCUCACACUGUAUGGAAUAUCAAAGAGCAGUUCAAAUGUAUAGGGUAUAGGUGUUGUUAGUAAGUUGUGUGUCUCAAUGUGCCAACAGGUUCAGGCUAUAGAGGAAGUGUGACUGCAGAGGUGAGCUCACUAAGGUAAAGUGUGUAUAACUGUAUGAACUUCUGUGUGUGUAGGAGGCAUCCAGGAAUGCUGAUGAGUUACUGGAAGCUGAGGAGAAGGAGAAGAGAGCGGCGGAGAAGAAAAAGAAACGCAAUAGGAAGAAGAAGGAGUCUAAGAAACGUCGAAAAGCCAAACCAGAAGACGGAUGUUCGGAAGAGACUCCGCCUCCAGACAAGGAGGAGGGAGGAGGAGGAGGAGGAGAAGGCUGCAGAAGAUGAAGAGCUUCAAGAUGAGAAGGUAAUCCGUGAGACGGCUGAAGAAAGACACAAACCAGACAAGACUGAUAGCAAGGAUAAAACUGAGACUGUAAAACAAGCGAAUGUUGUGGACAACAAAAGUAGAAAGAACACUAGUGAUAAGAAGAAUGGCGGGCAGUCGGUGGCAUCCAAGAGGGGACCGACUGCUGCUGUGAAGCCAGUGCCUGGUGCAGUGGGGAAUAAGAAGAAAGGGAGAGAAGAUAAAGAUGAAGAGGAGGAAGAAACUAUAUCAAGUGAAGAUGAGCUGGAUUACAGCAGUGCCUUCCUCAGCCGUGCCAAGGUGCUAGCUGCAGCACGUGGCCCCAAGACAAAAGACAAGAAAACUCCUCCAGCGACUGAGAAAUGGCAGCAGGAAUCCCGGCAGAAAAAGAACAUUACUGAACAGAAAACUGAUACGAGACCGGAUCCCGACCCAUCUGACACGAAAACUAAAAGAAACAGGUUCAAAAUUCGGCAGCAACCACCGCAGCAGCAGCAACAGCAGGGCAGGAAUUCUAGAACUGCUAAUAGAGGACCUGGACAUUCUAAACUGGCUAGCGCGGGGAUAAAUGGCUCUGCCCCUGUGUUUACUGCUAGUAACGGACACGACCAAGUUCCCGCGGUGGGUGUGGUGGUGGAGGAGGAGGAAGAGGAGGACGAUCUGUCUCCAGUUGACAUGUCCCAAGCAAAGCUGUACCAGGCCAACAUCCCUCAGAGCAAGCUACUGGCUGGGGAAGGCAACAGGGCAGCUAAGGCAGGGGAUUUUGAGGAGGCCGUCCUCAAGUAUUCCGAGGCCAUCUCUCUCUAUCCUUUUGAUCACAGAUACUUUGGGAACCGUUCAUUCUGCUACGAUUACCUCCAAGACUAUGCCAAGGCUCUGACUGACGCCAACUCGGCUCUCAGGAUUGACAUCAACUGGGCCAAGGGGUUCUACAGGAGAGGGAGAGGGCUGGCUGGACUCAAGAGGUAUGAAGCUGCGGUGACAUCCUUCAUCAGAGCCCUGGACCUGAACCCAGAGUACGGCGAGGCCAGAGAGCAGCUGGAGAUGGUUCAGCUCGAGCAGCUCCAGGGCAUGGGGUUUCCUCUGGAGGCUAGCAGGAGAGCUCUGGCAGAGUACCACACCGUUCCAGCCGCCAUCGAGGCUAUGGUCAGAAAUACAGGAGGAGGAGGAGGAGGAGGAGGUAGCGAAGGAGGAGGAGGGAAGAAACACAAGAAACAUGGGCCAGAGUACACUCCAGUCUUCAACCACAGCGGCUUUGAGAUUCCUCCCAGAAUGCUGACCCAGACUAUUCCUCCCAAGAAUUGCUCUCUGUGGGUUGGAAACAUAAACUCUCGCUCUCUCACGCAGGCCGUGGUCACCAACCUCUUUCAAAAGCACGGCCAGGUGUUGUCAGUUCGGAUGCUCUACGAGAGGCGGUGUGCGUUUGUCAACUAUGCGAAGCCAGAGUCGGCUGCGGUGGCACUCACGAAGCUGCAGGGACACACCGUCGGUGGCUGCGUCCUCCUGCUGCGCUACCCGGAGAGCAACCCUGCCAAACCAGCCAACGAGAGCCCCCAGUCUUCUGCACCUCCUCCCAGGUCCAAACAAGGAGCCGCAGCUGCGGCCGGAGCAGUUGACGAAUGCCAGUACUGGAGGAGGUCGUCGGGGUGUUACUACGGCGAUCAGUGUCGCUACCGCCACCUCCCUGAGAGUCGGGGUGUGGACUCCGGUUACUACGGCGACCACCCCAGCCAGUAGACCACGCCUCUUUUGUCUCUUCCACGCAGUGCACUAAACGACCGAGCACCAUUGUACUAAACCGACUGUGCGAUAUUUGCACUGUUUAUAACACUCCCUCUCUGAGCAUAAUUAUUAUUAUUAUAAUAUUGUCUGCCUGUACAACUCUCACGUCCCUAACUAAUACAUGAACGUUAUAUAUCCAUAAUUUAUCCACCGUAUGACACACUGACGUGAUCUCAAGUAUAAUUUUAUACUGCACUGACAGUAAACUGCAUGAGCU
Geodia barretti is the source of this 2996-nucleotide messenger RNA. The record is from the annotation of a GenBank genome assembly. Lineage: Eukaryota; Metazoa; Porifera; Demospongiae; Tetractinellida; Geodiidae.